Molecule: messenger RNA, 4977 nt
Organism: Gymnogyps californianus (California condor)
Lineage: Eukaryota; Metazoa; Chordata; Aves; Accipitriformes; Cathartidae
Gene: MEIKIN
Product: meiotic kinetochore factor
Exons: 14
Coding region: 25-1485 (486 amino acids)
Biological process (GO): homologous chromosome segregation; meiosis I sister chromatid cohesion; male meiosis chromosome segregation
Cellular component (GO): kinetochore
Source: RefSeq, a predicted model, not a curated record
GAUUGAGGGGAGACGCGGCCCGAGAUGGAGCGGUCCCGCUGGCAGAGCGCUUCCCGGGGCGGAAAGGCACCGCGGAAGAAGCGCCGCUCGUCCCCGCUGCCGGGGGUGGUCGCUCCCCCGGGCAGAGUCGGCAGCCGGGCCGGCGUUUCCCAGCCGUGUCGACGGCGGCUCUUUGGGAGCGCGGGCCCCCGCGGGCCGGAGCCCGGCAGCCUGAAGAGAAAGUCCAGUGUGAAAACCCUACCAAAAAUUAAAGAAAAUCCUGAAGUCACCAAAGUGAGCCAUUCAUGCAACCAAAGCAAUCAAGUGAAUGUCAAAGAAACAACAGACUUGGAAAAAAAAGAAGAGAAAAUAGAAGAAAGCACUGUACCGCUGAAGGAAUCCCUGAUAAUCAACUUUGAAAGUAAAGAAAGUUUGGAAAAUGCUGAAGUGACUUCAAGUACAGGAAUGACUCUUCCCACAGGUGUUUCAACCUUUCUCCUAGAGUGUUUAGAUGUAGACUCAACUGCAGAUUGUAACACAGGUGCUAGUGACAGCCUGAACAGUUGCCCAUCCCCUGAAACAUUCAGAGAUGAUGGUUCAGAAAGAAGUAAUUUUUACUGUGUGGACUCUGGCACGUACAAGAACUCUACUCUCCUGGACUCCAGCAAAGCAGUGACCAUAGAUAAGAUACCACAGAUCUCAAAUCUUUCAGCAAUAUCAGAACCUGUACUGGAGGAUUUUCAAGACCAAUACACUAGAAGAAAGAGACCAUCAAAUUGCAAUUACAGUUCUUCAGCAUUAAGUGUUUCAACUACUCUGGCAGGAAAAAAAGUCUGUAAAAUUACAGCUGCAAGAGAGAGAACUCCAGACCUAAAACCUGGUAUGCGCUGUUCUUCACCGUUAGGACCGGAAAGAAAGCCUGACAAUCAAACCGCUAAACCCAAAAGGCUGAAGUGUAAGAAAAAAGAAAAAAACUCUAAUAGAUUAGAAGAAGGGACAUCGUCCUUCAGUCAGCUUGAUGCCCCAGGAAACACUUCAGCCAAAUCAGUGGGGUUGACAGCAGAAGUACUGCCAUCCAAACGGACAGAUGCUAUGGUGCAAUUGAGUUCCACCAUGCUGAUCAUGGAGGAAAAUAAAGCCCUAAAAAAUCUUGGUUAUGCUCAGCCUGCAGAGCUAGAUCUUAGUUUGUCACCAGUUUGCAAAGCCUCACCUGGGGAAGACCUGUUCCUGAAUACCACAGGUCCAUAUGUAAAUUCAGAAGAAAUUGUUCCUGCAUCUCUGAGCUCAGAAAAAGAAAUUAUUCCUCAAAGUCCAGAAGAAAAGAAUAUUUUUAAGCCUCUCUGUGGCAGACAAGAAAUCUGCUCCAUUGUCAGAACGUCACCAUGCCAGAGGCCUUCCAGGCUUCACCAAAUUCCAGUUAACACAAAAGCGUUCUGGUUUCCCAAAGGAGUGCCUGAAGAUAAUAUUACGAGUACCAAAAAUUGGAUCUACUGUAAACACAGAUGAGAUUUCUGGGUUUCAGCAGGAGUCAACAGAAGAAAUAACUGUCUUGCUACUGUGGCAGGGAGGUGAAACAGAACUACUAACCAGUAAUUAAUGGCCGUAUUUUUUUGGCAUAUACAUUGUUUGAAAUUUAGUAUAAUGCUUUGCAGUAAGCUUGUAAAUACUUUACUCAAGUACUUAAUAUUAAAUUAUUUUGUACAAGCAACUAGAUCCUUAUUCUGGGCAUUGUUCUAUAAGGACUCCAUAAAGACGAUUCUUCAGUUCAUUUAGAUUUUAAAAAAGUGUGACUCAGGAACACCAGACCAAAUUGCAUUAAUAGAAUUAUUUUUGGCUCUUGCUCUGCCAAGAUUUCUAGAUUUCUCUAGUAGCAUUAGCAUCUAAAAAUGUGACGUAUACUUGAAUUAAGAAGUGUUAAUGCUCCUUACCCAUUGCCAGGACAUGCAGUUACCUGUGUAUGUAAAGCAUUCACGUACUCUCAGCGACUCGGAAGUCAGUAGUAUGCUACCAUUAAACUCUGUGAAUGCUUGGGUCUGCAGAACUUUGGAGAUACAGGACUCUGUGUGUUCUGCUGCACAUGGAUUUUGAAACAUGAAUAUGGGUGGUCUUCACCCUACCAUCACUGCAAACUAGCUUUUUAUGAUCAGCACUGUCACCAUUCUAGGCACCUCCACUGCCCAACCACUGUCAUCUCAGAGUCCUUCCCAUUUCAUCUCAGUUAUUUUGUAGUAUCACUUACCUCAGUCAUUGUUUCUUCGAGUGGCUUCAGACUUGUGCAGAGGAAGUAGGUGCCUUACAUGAAUACAAGGGUGGAAAAAAAAGCUUGUACAGCUGAACUGUAUCAAGAGCUGGAUAGUGGCAUUCUGGAUUUUCAGGUUACUGCUCACACUACGUGGCACAUAAGUUAGAUUCCCAGUGCAUCCAGUUCAGCUUGUGGAUUGGGAAUCCAUAAAUGUCGUUCUUCAGCAGCGUGCUGAAUACCUCAGAAAACACUGACAAGAGCACAGUUUUUCUCCACUUGAAUUCACUGCAGGCUAAAGUAAUUUGGAUCCCCACAGUGUUCUCACUACAACACCCCUUACUCAGACUCUUGUAGACAUAAAGGAAGUUUUUCAGUCUUUUAAAAUGUUAGUAUGGCUUUCCAAACCUCUUGAAGUCUGAGUUUGUUUCUCAGUAUUAUCACCCAGAAUAUUCAUGCCCUGGAAAAUAGUUCCGUAUUUCCAAAAAGAGCAUGUCAAGAUGUAUAAAAUCCACAACUUUAAUUAGUUUGCCUACAUUUGAAAAUACCUGUGAAAGUUCAGACCCUGAGCCUUUUCCCAUUGCUCUGGGGUAGAAGGAAGUGCAAAUAAAUGCUGCUAGAUUAGUCUAUGAACAAGUAUUGUAUAAACAUACUAUAUGGCUCAAGGUUAAAAAUUAUGCCAUUAAGUUAUUUUUCCUUUAAGCGUUAGUAGAAUGAGUUCUGCCAAUAACUCCUUGGAGUCCUCUCGGGUAUGCUUCUAAUUAUCAAUAUCCUUGUUCUUGCAAAUACUAAGCCACUGGUAAUUAUGCAAGAAUCUAGAGCCCCUAGGAGAUAAAGGUGAGCUCCUUGAUGUAGCUUUAAGCAAAAUUGAAAGUUAUGUAUGCAGUAAGUUGUGAUUGUGAUGAUUGUUCAAGUAAAGGAUGGUCCAGAAUAAGAGGUGUUUGUCGUAAGGGUAUUCUAGGAGUCCUAGGAAAAAACGCUUAUUUUGCCCCAAACCAUGUUGUAGUUUCUGUACAAGAAACAGACUAAUACUGACAAACUAAUUGGAGAGUACAAGAGAAGAAAAUACAGCAUGUAACCGUGGAGUUGGCUGUAGCAGCCUGAAUAUUGCCAAGUUUUGCUUUUGUUUCUCUUGAUGAGGCUAUAUAGGAGGACAGAUAUAUCAUGAACCAUGAUCUUUCUUGUCCUUCCCUUCAGUUACGAAAGCGCUGCUUCUUAUUUUCAUCUUUUGUCUGACUCUUAGAGAAAGUAUAAUUAAUUACCAGGCUAGCUCUCUGCCCCAGGGAAGGAAAUUUUAUUCAUUUUGAGGCCGCAACAAUAUCUACUCUUGUUCUGCUUUUCUCAAAGGGAAGGCAUUUUCCCAUGUUUUGGUUUUCAGCUGAAGAAUGACUACAUAAAAUUUCAUUCAAAGUGGAAACUGGCUCUUCCAUAUUAGUGGAUAAAGGUUAUGGGUCACAGCCAGUUAACGGGUAGUACAGAAGAGCUUAUUUGUGCAGUGAUGCGGGAGGGAAAUCUGUUCAGUGUCAAUAGGGCUGCUCUGUCACAUCCUAGACAUGAUGAAGUCUUAAUGGCUUGAAUGGAAUCGCUUACAGUGAGUCAGUCCAUGCAAGAACUGCGAUAAUACUUUAUCACUAGGAAUUGUGCGUUGCAGAUGCAUGCUUAGUAAAUGUAUUAUACAUAAAUCUGUAAGAGGUUUUUCAUUAACACUGUUCAGUUGUUAUUGUUAUCUGAAGUGUACUUCUAGGAGACUUUGGCUUAAAGUGCUCGGAGACGAUGAAAGAUGUUUGCUUCUUGCACCGGAGUGCUGUAGGGGUCCGUGUACUAGCUGUUGGAGGGUAAAGACCUUACAUGCAAAUGGUUCUGUUCUGGUUCAUAAUCUCUGAACGCAGAAAGGAGAGGUUUGGGGCCCAAGGCAAUGCGUACUGAAUGGAUACAGAAGGUGAAAUUCAUGUUCUUUGCGUAGGUACGAAGAUUUGCCUACAGGGAGGUUUUUACAGGAAAAUGGACGAUUAAGCCUGUAUUUACCCCUUUUUCUCUUACUGUCCGUCCUCCACUCCCUCGAUUAAGGUAUGUCAAUCAAGCCUAUCAGAAUCACUUGCUUUUACUUCAGGAGUUUUGGAACAGGUUGAUAUUUACUUUUAAAGGGAUUCUUAUCAGCUUGAAUUGUAAUGCACUUGAGAUUAGCUAAAUCUUCAUUGCUGUAAAUUGUGAAACUACUGAAAGCUGAGUUGUAUAUCCUGGCCAAAAUUCUAUUAUUUCAUAGUGUUCUCUGGGGACUCUUUGUAUUUGAGACUGUUAUUUACAUGCCCAUCUUGAAGCUAGGAGGCUUUCACGUGGUGAAAGGUUGUAAAGAUAGGUCGUCUGUAGAUCUACGGCAGGCAGGUGUAUCUUCCGUACAGAACAAGGGGAAAAAGAUGCAUCUAAACAUUAAUUCCUAUUUUCUGUUAGAAUUAUCUUCAACUUCUAGUAGAUGAAAAACAAAGUUCCUGCAGAUGGCUGAUUGUGAGGAAUCAUUAUAUAGGUAUGUUACACAUGCACUAAAUGAUGCCUUUUAAAAAUAAUCUGCUUAAUUUAAUCUGACAUCAUACACUUUUAGUUUAAGAACAUUUUCUAGGGAAAGCAGAUGAGUCGGUUUUGUCAGUCCUUAAUUAAACUUUCUAGUAGUGGUGUAUCUGAACAGUGAGACAUUGAAGAAGACUGUUAACUGGAACCAGUGUUUCCAUUGUGUUUAAACAUCUACUAAUAAAGAGUUUUGCAAA